This is a messenger RNA of Pyricularia oryzae 70-15, 1882 nucleotides long. Its product is annotated as retinol dehydrogenase 13. The transcript has a single exon. The record is from RefSeq and is a predicted model, not a curated record. Lineage: Eukaryota; Fungi; Ascomycota; Sordariomycetes; Magnaporthales; Pyriculariaceae. The coding region runs from base 342 to 1730 and encodes 462 amino acids.
GGAAACUGCGCUGUGUCCUUUCCUUCAGCGAAAAAACGGAAUGCAUUGCUCCAACCGAGAGCUUUCACAGUAAAGAGGUCUCACAAAAACAACAAGUGCACAAGCUCUCAAAAGAAAACAAAGAAGAAGAAGAAAAAAGGGACUUAUUGAUUCGUACACAAAGUACCGAGCCAAUAACUCAUUGCAUGCACUGACCCGUCGGUAUUCGACACUCAUUUGUUUGGUGUCAUGACAUGACCGGUAACGCCGGCUACAUACAAAACAGCACGACGCAGGCUUUGCCCUCUAGAAACUAGUCUAGCCGGAUAGCUUGCUUAAAUGGUCGGUUGUUUGUCAUCGUCAUGCCAAUCCCCUUUCUCACAUACGUUUACCAUCAUGGUGCCCCGGAAUGGAUGCCACAGCCAUGGAACAUCAUCAAAGGCGGCGGCACUCUAGCCGCCCUGGCCCUUACCAAAUGGUACUGCACCGGCGCAACAAACCUGUCGGAACGCAAGAUGCACGGCAAGGUUGUCAUGAUUACUGGAGGUACAUCCGGCAUCGGGGCAGCUGCGGCAUUGGAGAUUGCCAAGCGAGGCGGACAGGUCGUUUUACUCACCAAGCAGCCGCCCUCGGAUCCAUUCUUGGUCGAAUUCAUUGAGGACAUGCGCUCGAGGGCAGGUCACACCAUGAUCUAUGCCGAGCAGGUCGACCUCGAGUCCAUGUACAGCAUCCGAAAGUUUGCAACCAAGUGGAUCGACAACGCCCCUCCCAGGCGUCUGGAUGCCAUCGUGCUCUGCGCCGCCACGCUCACGCCGCCCGGGAUGCCUCGGACAGAGACCGCCGAGGGCAUAGAAAGCGUAUGGAUGGUCAACUACCUCGCCAACUUCCACCUCCUCAGCAUCCUCAGUCCCGCCAUCAAAGCGCAGCCGUUUGAUCGCGACGUGCGAGUCAUCAUGGCCACCUGCCCGUCUUACAUUGCAUCUCCACCGCUGAGCAAAGCCAUUGACGCCGACGCCUGGUCGCCCGGGACGGCCUACGCGCGAAGCAAACUCGCCCUAUUGACGUUCGGCAAGGCUUUCCAGAAGCAUCUGGAUGCCUACAAGCGGCCGGACCAGCUGCCCAUGAACUCGCGCGUCGUCUUUAUCGACCCGGGCUACUGUCGCACCACGGGCAUGACGCGCUGGAUCUCCCGAGGCACGCUGUGGGGGUUGUUCGUCUACCUGGCGUGUUACUUCUUCUCGUGGCUGUUGCUCAAGAGCCCGUACAUGGGGGCACAGUCCAUUCUGUUCGCGCUCAUGGAAGGAGAGCUGUCCCGAAUCCCGGGCGGGCAGCUGGUGAAGGAGUGCAGGGUCGUCGAUUUUGCGAGGAAGGACAUUGAGGACGAGGAGGCAUCCAAGAAACUUUGGGAGGCGAGCGAUGCCUUGAUUGAGAAGACCGAGAAGGAACAGGGUGCGUUGAGAGCCAAGAUGAAAAAGGAGGAAUCUCAGAAGGAGAAGGAAAACGAGGAGGCCGAAAAGGUGCAGGAAGUAGAGGCUCUCGUUGAAGCCAUCAAGAAGGGAAGAUCCAAAGAAAAGGAGAAGGAAAGGGAAAAGGACAAGGAUAGGUCCAAAGAGAAGUCAAAAGACAAACAAAAGGAUAAGGAUCGAUCCAAGGAGAGGACCAAGGACAAGUCCAAGGAUAAAGAGAAGGAGAAGGAUAAGGAAAAGGAUAAAUCCAAGUCCAAGUCCAAGUCUUCCAGAAAGAAGGAAUGACAAAAGAGAACCAGACUUUAGAAGGACAAUUUUGUGUGUACUUUGUAUUUAUCAGAUGCAGCGAGGUCCUAGUAUGGCGCCGUUUGUACAAUAUGAUACCCUAGAAGUAGACAUACAUGAUAAUAACAUCUUACUAAUUUGCUUGAACUAAG